GCAACAGCAACAGUAGCAGCGGCGGCGGCAACAACUUAGGAAAACGAAACCACAGUUGUUGCCACAGGCGUCCUUUCCUUCUUGAUACUGGACUCUCUCGACGUUCAUAGGGCGGAGCGUUCCUCGCGUUACAGUGCGUUCGCUCCGAUAUGAAUCGCGCGCACCAUUACGUGUCACAGGAGCGGCCCUCCGAGUGAGUGAGUGCGUGUGUGACUAUCCCUCGCGAAAACGAGAGAAACAAAGAAACCGGGGAACUGGAAGGAAACAGAGAGGAGACCGAGCGAUAUAUAAACUGUGUUGUAGAGAGAGGGUGAGAAUGUGAUAGAGCGCGAUGAGAGGUGAGAGAAAGACAGAGAGAAAGAGAGAGAGAAAGAGAGAGAGAUGAAGAAAUAAAGAGGGAGAAAGAAACGUCAAAAACACAACGAUACGAAUAGCAACGCGUUCCGCGUCGAACUGACGAGCCGCUCUCGUGACUCGCGUAAAGAUACCGAGGACAACGACUUCCCCCACUAUUCGCCGCCUUCGACCCAGCUGUGUGCUUUCUCCCCACUCCGUGCGAUGUCUCUUCACCGCACGCACCGGUACUGCGCUUCCUUCAUUCGUCUUCCCCCACCAAAUCAACUCAUCGCCCCACUCCGAUACCACCACCCUCAGACGAGCUUAUUCGACCCUCCUAUCUUUAACGAGCCUUCCUCUUCUAUUUCACCCUAUCUCUUUUUUUAUCUCUUCUUUAUCUUUUUCUCUCUCUCUUUCUCUUCCCUUUGGUCAUCUCUUUGGCAGCUACUCAACGCUCUUUGACCACUAUCCCUCGCAAGUUGAGCUUAGUUCUUUCUCUCUUCCAAGAACAAAGUUUCAACGAAGAGAAUACUUGAUUCUCUUUCUACCUUACCUUCCUUCUCUUUUGCCUACAUUUUUUUCCUCCCUCCUUUUUCUUUCUCCUCUUCUUCUCUAGUAUUCGAUCACCACAUGCCCUUUCAACGUCAUUCCUUCGGAAGUUCAAUACGUGAAACUUUCUUUGAUUAUCCGAGCUUCGGUCAGUGAAUCUCUCGAUAUUACGAAAAGACAAGAUGUCCUUCGAAGGGAAUACAUUUUUGGAUUCUGAAAACAGUGAAUUUCGAUUCUUUUCUACGAUACAAGUAGAAAUAUCGACAAAAUUUUCAUUGAUACGAAUUUAUGGACGAUAGAUAUUUUAUAAAUAUUUAUCGAACGCGAUGAUUUUUUGUGUAUUUUUUUAAUAAUUUUUUUUCAUAUGUAUAUAUAUAUAUACACGUACCUACACAUAUUAUUUUUGCAGUCAUUAUUAAGUGCGAUAAAAAUAUUUAUAUCUAAUAAAUAUAUGAUAUAUUGUGAGUAGAAAUAAAAUACGAAAAGUGAAAUAUAUCAAUGGACUACUUAUGUGACCUAUCAAAAAACCGUUAACGAAUUGAAACUAACGUAUAAAACAGUGAUACAAUGUAGCCAAACAUAAAAUAUAAAUGAACAAAACAUAAUUCUUACUGCCAACGUCGUUGAAACUAUUUGUUGAUAUUUCUUCGUUAUUACGAAAAGGAGAUUCAUUCCUUCGAGGCAUUUCAUUGGUCAAUUGAAAAAUAUUCCCUGUUAUGAUUGGCUGCAAUCUGGAGAGAAUUUAUAUUUUAUUAAUAUUAUAAAUUUUACCGCCAAAUAUAAUACCUAUUGUGAAAUUUUUAGGUUAUGUCAUAUUGUGAUGUCGAUAUUCGUUGACGUCACACGCUUGACAGGUGUCUGUAGAUAUCUGUGGCAAUUCAAAAAGAAUUUAUUAUGGCUCGUUACUUUCGAGAAGAAGAUAUUGAUGAAUUCAGGGAAUGUUUUUACCUAUUUGCUCGCAAUGGUCAGAUUCGUACCUUAGAUGAAUUGACCAUCAUUAUGAGGUCAUUAGGUCUCAGUCCAACGAUUGCAGAAUUAAAUAAAUAUCUUAAAGAUAAAGGUGGAAAAAUGUCAUUUGCUGAUUUUCUGGAAGCCAUGCAUUUGCAAACAAGAGCGGAAGAUCUUCCAAAAGAAGUUAUAGAAGCUUUUCAAGCUGCAGAUACUGCUCAUACCGGUACUAUACCUGCACGACAAUUGGCUCACAUGCUUCUUCACUGGGGAGAAAAAUUAAGUAACAAAGAAGUUGAGCAAAUCUUUCGAGAGGCCAAUGUAUCCAUCAAUGGUAAUGUCAAAUAUGAAGAUUUUGUAAAGAUUGCCUGUGCACCAGUACCUGACUACUAUUAAAUAUAUAAAUUUUUGGAUUAUAAAUCUUUUAUAUAUGCUAUUUGAAGAUAUUUAUUACUAUGUAAUUUGUAACACUUCUAUAUAACAUUAUACCAUUAAAAGAAACUUUUUUUGGC
Messenger RNA from Vespa velutina, 2345 nucleotides. Its product is annotated as calmodulin-like protein 4. Gene Ontology annotation, cellular component: myosin II complex. The coding region runs from base 1780 to 2229 and encodes 149 amino acids. The record is from RefSeq and is a predicted model, not a curated record. NCBI's taxonomy places the organism in Eukaryota, Metazoa, Arthropoda, Insecta, Hymenoptera, Vespidae. The transcript is spliced from 6 exons. Gene Ontology annotation, molecular function: calcium ion binding.